This is a messenger RNA of Colletotrichum abscissum, 918 nucleotides long. RefSeq names its product ubiquitin domain-containing protein. The transcript has 2 exons. Gene Ontology annotation, molecular function: protein binding. Lineage: Eukaryota; Fungi; Ascomycota; Sordariomycetes; Glomerellales; Glomerellaceae. The record is from RefSeq and is a predicted model, not a curated record. The annotation marks the transcript as partial.
GGCUGCUGUCUCUCCCGUCCCCAGGGCUCUAACGCCCACUACCCGGGUCCGACCAACACGGGCUCCGCGAGAGCUAUCAACUCUGCGCCCGCCUCAGUUCAUCGCGACGAUGACUCUCCUGCCGAAACAACACAGACCUCCUCCGGUCGCCGUCGGGGCCGCCACUCCAGUAUGCCUCUCGACAAGCACAUCAACAAGCCUCUGCGCCGCCACGUCUGGACUUCUAAGGGUCGCGCCUGGACCCGUGUCGCAAUAGACCGCGAGCGAAGAGACUUCUUUGAUACCCGCGUUACUGGCCGCCCAGAAGUCUGGCAGUCUUUGCGCGCAGCCCUCGAGGUUAUCUGGGACCCCGUCGGCCAGAGUGCCGCUGACGACGGCACCGAUGGUCUUGCGACAGCACAAGGCAUUCUUAAUGCGGCAGAGAUCACUCUUCCCACGGGUAAUCUUGCUCAGGGUGCCUACGAUCAACUGGGCAACUACUAUCCCCUGUCUGAGUGGCUUGUCGCCAAUCCCACGAAUUUGGUAGAGGACGAUGCCACGAUUGAUGGCGCCGACGAAGCGCUCUCUACUAGAGACCUCAAGGACGAUCUUGCGGGAGGAGAGGAGACUACGGAGGAGCUGGACGAGGAAGACAACGUCCGCCGGAGAGAAGAGAAGGGUAAGGCCGUUGUCGACGCCCGGGACCAGCUCUCCGUUCUAGCCCGCCUGAGCGAGACUGCACGCGAUGUCACUGUCAGCUUUGUCAAGAGCGAUAGCGUCAGAACUGUUGCUCGUAAGAUCCAGGAGCAGUCAGGACUCGCUAGCACCAAAAAGAUUCGCAUCGCCUAUAUGGGCAAGAUCCUUAAGGACAAUCUCUCCCUCGCUGAACAGGGCUGGGCAGAGGGUCAUGUGGUCAACGCCCUCGUUUUCGACAGAUAG